UACAGUGAGAAGCCAAACAGUCACACCUCUGCUACUGUUGUUUAAGUAAACAGCCUCCGCGCCUCGGCCCGGGCCUCACAGACUCCUGAAGAGAAGCUCACAGGUCCACACAGCAGUAAUGGAGGAGAUGCUGUCACGGAUGAUCUAGAGGGAGAUUAAAGUUGUCAGAAUCCUGCAGAGUCCCGGGGCAGACUGCUGGUGCAGCUCUGUAUGGUGCUGAUGUACGCAGAGAAAAGGACCAACUACUGCAGGGGAUAAACAGGAAGAGACACACAGGAGCAUCAUGGACACAGAUUUUUCCAAGCGGGUUUACCAAGGCGUCCGGGUCAAGCACACAGUGAAGGACCUCCUGGCUGAAAAACGAUCUCGACAGACCAGUGGACCCAGAUACACUGGGGGGUCCACCACUCCACCGUCUUUCAUGCAGAUGUCAGGGUCCCACGUCCUGCCCGGAUACUACGGCAUGAGGCGCACCUUCGACUCAGACUUCUGCUCCUCCACAAAGCAGUUCUCCCCAGACCUUUACUCGUCCAGCCUGGGGGCCAAAGCGUUGGGCUGCGAGGCGCCGACCAUGAGCAGCUACUCCUCCCUCAUCGACAGCUAUUACCCAGAAACCUUCGGGGACUACCGCACGGCCUCCGCGUUCUCCACGUCCGGGAGCUCGUUCCUGCCGUCCACAGCCCUGUCCUCUCUGCUGCCGCCCUUCAGCAGCGACACCUCACAUCUUUUUCUGAGAGACUCGUGGGAGCAGCCUGUCUCUGAGUCUGUGUCCCAGGUGGACCCUCUGUGUGGGGACAGUCUGGCCCCCGUCUCCGUCCCCGCGUCCAUGCCCAGCCCCGAGGCCCCCGGGAGCCCGUCCCAGUACCGCUCCCCCAGCCGAGGCUCCUCUCUCGCGCCCAUCGGCCAGCCGUACACCCUCCACCCACUAGAGGACGCCCACUACCACUCCCUCACGACCACCUCCGGCUCCUACACCGGCGCCUCGUCCUACGCCUGUCCCCCGUACAUCAGCACCCCGGAGCUCAUGUCCAAGAUGGUGAGCGAGGACGGGGACAACCACAGCCUGGCCCCCGCCGCCGACAGCCACUCGUCCUGGGCCAAAGACGACGCGGUCAGCCCCUGGUCCCCGUACGAGAUCAGGAGAGCCUACUGA
Periophthalmus magnuspinnatus is the source of this 1153-nucleotide messenger RNA. RefSeq names its product POU class 2 homeobox associating-factor 2-like. NCBI's taxonomy places the organism in Eukaryota, Metazoa, Chordata, Actinopteri, Gobiiformes, Gobiidae. Bases 284 to 1153 code for a protein of 289 amino acids. The transcript has 7 exons. The record is from RefSeq and is a predicted model, not a curated record. Gene Ontology annotation, molecular function: DNA binding; POU domain binding.